GUGACACACGCGGAAGUAAACAAAGCAAAGGCGCCAUUAUCGUCCUACGUGUGUGUGCCUGAGCACAGAGACUGUUGUGUUGUUGUGUGUGAGCUGAGUGUGUGAGCUGCGGCAGCAACGAUGCCUUCAGUUCAGUAUCUGAGAGAGUUUAUCAACGAGCGACUAACUGCUGCUGCUGAACAAAUAUUCUUGGAGUUUGAAAAAACGAUCGUCCAGUACGAGGAAGAGAUCGACCGUCAGCGCAGACUGCUGGAUAUCACCUGGAAACCCCAAAUCAAGCUGCACAGGACAGACGUCCCACAGCAGCAUUUCUGUAAGGAGGAGGAAGUUAUCGCUGACCAGCAGCUCUGGAACCAGGAGAGGAGCUCCAAUCUGGACCAAGAGGAACCAGAAACUCCACAGAUUAAAGAGGAACAGGAGCAACUCUGUAGCAGUCAGGAAGGAGAGCAGCUGGUACUGAAGGAGGAGAUUCAUACCUUUAUGGUGACUGCUGCUGAGGAAAGAGACCACAGUGAACCAGAACCAACAAGAGACCAACUCAACUGUGUCAGCUCUGCUGUAGCAGUGAGACAAUAUCAGGGAGGAAGGAAGAAAGAUUCACAAUCACGAAGAAAUAAAAAAAAGGGUCACAAUAAUGUAGAACACCAACCUACGCCAGACAGUGAGUGCAAGUCUGACAAAAGUAAAAAGUCUUUAAAAUGUGAUGUUUGUGGAAAAGCCUACAAAUAUAAUUAUGAAAUGGAAAGGCAUUAUAGAAUCCAUACAGGGGAGAAGCCGUUUUCCUGUAAAACAUGUGGGAAAAUGUUUGUACGUAGUGGUUCUGUAGUGAAGCACAUGAGAAUCCACACAGGUGAGAAACCAUAUUCUUGCAAAGUGUGUGGGAAAAGUUUUAGACAGACAAAUGGUUUAACUGUCCACAUGAUCACGCACACAGGUGAGAAGCGACAUCACUGUGAAAUAUGUGGGAAAAUGUUUGCACGUAGUAAUGGCUUAUUGAGGCACAAAAAAGUUCACACAAGUGAGAAACCUUAUUAUUGUAAAACAUGUGGGAAAACAUUUCCACUUAGAAACUUGUUUUUGAUACACACAAAACGUCACACAGGUGAGAAACCAUAUCAUUGUAAAACAUGCGGGAAAAUGUUCAAGCGUAACAGUCAUUUAAAAGAGCACAUAAGAAUACACACAGGUGAGAAACCAUAUCAUUGUAAAACUUGUGGGAAUUCAUUUAGAUAUCGUGCUCACUUGUUGCGUCACAUGAAAAUACACGUAUAGAGGUGUACUCUUUUAACAAAAUUAACAGUUUAGUAAGCUGUGUUGAGUGCAAAGUUAAACAUAAGUCAGCAUGGGAACUAAUGGUAAACAGCAUGGUAGUAAGGAGGUCAUGGUAGAGUUUCAUUUUAAAAGCAGGUGGAAGUGGCACAUUUUUACAAAUUAUUCUAUUUACAAAAUGUUUUAAGGACAUUAUCAAUUCUGUACCCAAGCAACAGUGAUGGGGAUAACACCAUUGCUUUUUUCAGUAAUUAGUAAUCUAACUAAUUACUAUUUCUAUUAUUAUAAUGCUGUUGCUGUUACUGUUACUAUGAAGAAAAUGCGGUGCAGGCACGUUACAGUUUCUCAACACACAGUUGGUUGAAGCUGUGUUCAUCUUGCCAGGAGCUAGUGGGGCGAAACAGUCCCACAAGUCCCACUGGUUGGCUGAGGAAGAAUAAAGUAGUCAUGGUAAACCAAUUACAUGACCAAUUUAAGAUAACGUGGUGGCACAAAUAAUUUGUGUGGCAUCUUAUUUGAUGC
Haplochromis burtoni (Burton's mouthbrooder) is the source of this 1791-nucleotide messenger RNA. Its product is annotated as zinc finger protein 501. Gene Ontology annotation, cellular component: PcG protein complex; transcription regulator complex; nucleus. The record is from RefSeq and is a predicted model, not a curated record. Bases 121 to 1272 code for a protein of 383 amino acids. The transcript is spliced from 2 exons. Gene Ontology annotation, biological process: central nervous system development; regulation of transcription by RNA polymerase II. Gene Ontology annotation, molecular function: DNA-binding transcription factor activity, RNA polymerase II-specific; RNA polymerase II cis-regulatory region sequence-specific DNA binding. Lineage: Eukaryota; Metazoa; Chordata; Actinopteri; Cichliformes; Cichlidae.